AUCCCCACAGUUCCACCACGUACGCUUGUUUCUCAAGCGUAGGAACCAGCAUCAGGGUUCGUCGUCGACCUUCCUUCGCUCCAGCUAUAAGAGGGUCGGACCUCCGAUUUUCUGCCCGUCUCAACUCCAAUCGGACAUAGCAUAUUCCACCACGUUCCACUUCGAUUACAUAGCGCGACUACCACACACGCCAGCCCACGUUCUCGCUGUACCUAUCCAACCACGGUUCCGUUGAUCGGUACCGCGCAUCAUUUCUAGGCGACUAUAUAAAGGGUCUCGGCAUCGCUUUUUGCUCACAAGCAUAAAUUCCCCGACACGCCUGUUCCAGGACCAUCCACUACACCUUUCUCUCAUACACCCACACACACACAAUCUCUACGAUGGACAUCGCCACUACUUCCCGCGCCUACUUCGCCAUGCCUUCUCCCACUCCUGAUGAGAAGAUCUCCCUCCAGGCCAGCAAUACGGUCUACACAUACCACUGCCUGUGCAACCAUCUGUUACUCGCAACAACCACCCCGCUUCCCUCUUUACCCAAACGCCAACACACGCGCGAUGCUGCACACAUCAUGCCGCUGCCUCCAGCGCCCACUUCCGGUCGCAACAAGAACGCGGCUUCGCAAGACCACUACGGCCUCCUCCUGUCCACCCGACAAGAUCGCCAAGCUGAAAUCAUAACCAGCGACGAGGGCUUUGAGAAGCGUUAUCUACAGCGCUGCGGGCGGUGCAAUCUGGUCGUGGGCUACCAGCUAGACUGGCAACAGUUCGCGGUCGAUCGAUCCGGCAGGCGCGAGGACUACGUCUUCCUUCUCCCGGGUGGCUUCGUCAAGACAAGCGACAUGAUCAUGGGGAAGACGGCUACCGCACCCGCAUCUGCAUCUGCAGUGGGCGGCGCAGGGAUGGGCACUGUCAAUGUCACUCAGGUCAAGGCAUAGGGCGGAUCCGUCAGCCGUUGAGUUCUGGGGCUCCCCACCUUCUUCCGCUACUUCCCCCUGGGGAUUACGCACAGUGCUUCUCAACAGAAUUUAUGGAACCACGAUUACGAUUAUCCUGACGAAUCUGGGUCUAGGCGUUUAUUGAUUUCGGUUGCUUUUUCCAUGUCGCUCGGAGUUUGGCAGCGUGGAUUAGCGGGACGUUUUAUUUCCUCACCCUUCUCACAUCUAGAUACCCCAUUGGUGAACGCGCAAGGCUUCUCAUGCUACAGGAGGAAAGAAGCCUACAUGUCUAUAAGCACACAGCGUCCCUUAU
This is a messenger RNA of Alternaria rosae, 1248 nucleotides long. RefSeq lists its product as uncharacterized. The transcript has a single exon. The coding region runs from base 381 to 935 and encodes 184 amino acids. NCBI's taxonomy places the organism in Eukaryota, Fungi, Ascomycota, Dothideomycetes, Pleosporales, Pleosporaceae. The record is from RefSeq and is a predicted model, not a curated record.